AAAUGAGAAUAUGGCCAAUGGCAUUGAAGAUCUUAUUGGGAUCCCAUUCCCAAACCACAGCAGUGAAGUCCUUUGUGGUUUAAAUGAACAGCGGCAUGAUGGUCUACUCUGCGAUGUCAUCCUCAUUGUCCAGGACCAGGAGUACAGGACCCACAGGUCUGUCCUUGCAGCCUGCAGCAAGUACUUUAAAAAACUCUUCACUACUGGCACUUUAACAGACCAGCCCUAUGUUUACGAGAUUGACUUUGUCAAGCCUGAAGCACUUUCUGCUAUCCUAGAGUUUGCCUACACUUCAACCCUCACCAUCACCACCUCAAACGUCAAGCACAUUCUCAACGCAGCCAAGAUGCUGGAGAUCCAGUGCAUUAUCAAUGUAUGCCUUGAAAUCAUGGAGCCUGACAGAGAAGCUGAAGAGGAAGAUGAUAAAGAGGAUGAAGAUGACGAUGAUGAUGAAGAAGAUGAUGAUGAUGAAGAGGAGGAGGAGGAAGAAGUGGAAGAUUUUGUGAAUCAGGAGAACCUCACUGAUGUCCAAGAAGUAAGCUGUCACCAAAGCCCUUCAAAGUCAGACCUUACCGAAGAAACAUAUACAGAAGCACCUAGAGACUUCUCACACCAUUACCCAGCCCAUAGCUCUGCUGGCCACUUGGGCAUGAUACGAGACUUUUCCAUUGAGUCAUUACUAAGGGAAAAUUUGUACCCUAAAACGAACAUUCCAGAAAGGAGGCCAGCCCUAUCUCCCUUCACACCAGACUUCUUUCCCCACCUGUGGCAUGGAAAUUUCAGUUCCUUUUCCCAGCUAGAAGAGCAGCAAGUGGACAAUGGUCCUUUGGACCUGGUGAUCAAAAAGAGGAAGAUUAAGGAGGAGGAGAAGGAAGAGCUCCCUCCAGCUCCUUUCCCUAAUGACUUCUUCAAGGACAUGUUUGCCGGCAAUCCAGGAGGUCAUUUGGGGCACAUUAAGGCAGAGAACGACUAUAGCGCUUAUCUCAACUUUCUAAGUGCCACCCACCUGGGAGGAGUGUUUCCUCCAUGGCCUCUGGAGGAAGAAAGGAAGAUAAAGCCCAAGGCAUCUCAGCAGUGUCCGAUCUGUAACAAAGUCAUCAUGGGGGCAGGGAAGCUGCCACGGCACAUGAGAACCCACACAGGAGAAAAGCCAUACAUGUGCACUAUCUGUGAAGUUCGCUUUACCAGGCAGGACAAGCUAAAAAUCCACAUGCGGAAACACACAGGAGAAAGGCCAUACCUCUGCAUACACUGCAAUGCCAAAUUCGUGCACAACUACGACCUAAAGAACCACAUGCGUAUUCACACCGGUGUCCGGCCUUACCAGUGUGAAUUCUGCUACAAGAGCUUCACUCGCUCCGACCACCUCCACCGCCAUAUCAAGCGGCAGAGCUGUCGAAUAUCGAGGCCCAGGCGGGGGCGCAAGCCCGCAGCCUGGAGGGCGGCCAGCUUGCUGUUUGCACAGAAUGGCCAGCCAGAUGAGAAAGGCUUCAUGAUGCCUCCAACUCUGGAGGAGAUGAGCAGCCAUCUUGGCACCACGGCCAUGUGCCUUCCAGGCCCCAGCCACAAGCACUUCAUGAGUGGGGCCAAGAAUGCUCUAAACCUGCAAGAUCUAGAGAGCCAGUUUGAAGAAACCCAAAUGAAGCUGUUUGGGAGGACGCACCUGGACAUGGAAAGGAAUGGGGGCAUCUUUGCCUUUGCCCUGGGCCAUAAUGAGAACAUCUCGGCACGGCCAUACUUCCCUCUCCCUGACCCUUGGAGCACAGGAUUCAGUGGACUGCCUGGACUAAACCAUGUGGCCCCAAUUUCUGAGGCUAGCAACUAAACCAGUUCUACCCAUGUACUGGGUGUGGUAUGUUCUGUACCAUUCUUAAAGAGUGAACGACUCUCUCUGAUUGUCAUCUGCUGUCUCUCAUCAUCUCACUCCAAAGAAACAAUUGGUCGCUCAUGUGAAUCUAGACUGUGCCGUAGGAUGGUAGGCGGAGCCACACCUGAACAGACAAUGGACAUUCUUCUGAAUGAGGUGCUGCUGUUGGUAUUAUUCUGUGAUUGUACUAGGAAAUGUAGGUUGAGUUUGUCAGUGACUCCACCAGCACAGUCUGCUAGGGAUGUCUUUUUAGACCAUUUGUAGAGCACUUGGCAUAAGAGAUGAGAAGCUUGUCUCCUCCCAACAGUAGAGCCUGCCCUUAGUUCUUGGAAUCCAAUUUUGAGGGAGUGGGAAGGGUCAAGCUCCAGGAUGCAGGUGGCUGGUCUUUGGAAAGCUUCUGAAAACAUCACUUGCCUUAGUUUGAAGAUCAAGACAGUGCUUCGGAAGGAGAUUUCCAUUGCUCUCCAUUCGUGAUACCAGAUGGUCAGCUGGACAUCAGUGAAGAUGGCAAACCAUUUUUUGGCCACUUCUAAAUUCCUUAGUUUUUUAACCCCAUAAUCAAAUGACAAAUACAGUCUGAAAGGGCCUUGACAUGGGCCAGAUUCUUGGCUGGUACAAAUGAAUGCCCCUCUGUGCAGCUUUGCUGAUUUAUUGCAGCUGAGGAUCUGGCCUAGGGUCAUUACAAAUUACUAGCAAAUAUGUCACAUGUCAGAAUCCCUUGACGAAAUUCUGAGCAUACAAAGACCCUGCUGUCCAGGAUCAUCUGGGAAAAGGAUUCAGAUAUUGCUCAGGGGAUCCUGAUUGAAAAUUAUUAUACUAAAGAAUCCACAAAACAAGACUGUCACUGAGUGCUAGUAGAAAUCAUUUUUCAGCAUUUGUCAGCUCAGAAAUAUAGGGCUUACAACAUAAAAUAUGAGAUACUCCACUGAAAGAAGGCUUUGAUAGCAACAUGCUUCUAGUUUCCCCUUUUAAAAAGUGGUGGUAACUUUUUAACAGUCUGCUGAGGUGACCUGCAGUUAGUUUGAUGCCAAUACAGAGACUGGUUUUAAGUUUAAUCAAGGCUCAAAAAUGUAAAUUUAAAAAACUAUGGCGUGCUCACUCUUCUUUUUACUGUUAUCUUUCGGUUUCAGCAGAAUCAAAGGGAACCAGAGGGCCAUAGUUUAUUUUUUUUUCAUUUCAGUUCAUCCAUUAAAGGUGCUGCUCUUCAGUCACAAUUCAAGGAUGCGCUCUCUACUGGAGCACAGACGUUGCUACAUGCAUGGGAGAAAAUGAGCACCCUCUUCAAAGUCAUUCUCACAUAUGAUUCCCUUUGUCAAGAAGCACUUCAAGCAUAAAUAAUUCCUUUCUGCUUUGAGAACACAUUUAAAAGAAUGAUCCUGAUGAACUGCCUGAGACUAGCUUCCCCCCCUCCAUCCUGCAAAAUUAAAUGCGCAGAGACCCUGUGUGCAAUGAACAGUGGGAACUGGAAAGAAAACUUUUUAAAACUGCAUCAAACUUUUUUUUGUAUAUGUACCAACUUCUUAUACAAACUACAUUUUACAGGCAACUGGUUAUUUCAGGUGUUUUUGUCUACGAUUUGGAGUCAUGUAAAGUAUCCAAAGAUGCUGAGUACUGUAUAAUCUACGAGAACUUGAAGCAAGGUGUGUUUUUGUUUUUAAUUUUUGUUUUUGGUUUUUAAUUUUUUUUCCUGUUUGUCUGUGGGGAAAAAUACUUUGGAAGUUUUCUAUUUAUAACUAUUUUUAUGUGAUUGCUUUAUGUACAAACAAAAAAGAAAGGAAAAAAGAUACACAAACAAGUUUGCCUUAGUUAAUCAUGGGACAAUCAUCCUUAACUUUUGUUGAACCUAUAGAUUUUUUUAAAACGACAGGCUACUUUUACAUAUUUAUUAAACAGUAUUAAUUGAAUCUCUUAAAUUAUGAACAAGACUUGGUUCUUGUGCGUGUGGCAAACAUUGGAAAGCCAAAUUGUUCCAGAAGUCCAACCAAUGGCAAGUUUUUACUGCAACAUUUAAAUGCCAAUUUGUUUGCAGAAUAUACAAAUUUGGCGGCUUCUAAAGGCUUUUUGUAAAAUAUUCACUCCUCAUUUAAUUGUCUAGCUGCAAUGGUUAUGGUUAACAGAAACCAUUGUUAUUAUUAUUACGAUAAGAAGUUAAGGCUGAUUUUCCCUGAAUGAGCUCAUUUUGGUUGUAUGUAGCUGGCUGAGAUCAUUUCACGGUGGAAGGAAUAUAACAGACUCUAUUUCUGCCUUGCAGUUUCUUUACAUUUCAGUGUUGUGUGGUGAUGUUGGGCCACAGGUAUAUAUACAGGUGUUCAUGUGUGUGUGAAACAUUGGAGGGAGCAUCUCACUCUGCAUUCUCCAUGAUCCUUCCAUAACUCAGCCUUGCUCUCCUAAUCAUGAACUGCAUGUCAACUGUGACUGUCAAUGAGGUUCUUUUCAGCUGCUGCCUGGGAGUCUGAGGCUGAUAGCUUUUAUAGCAGUAUAACUCUAUUAGUUGCAAGGGAGUCCCUUCUGAUUUCAACUGGUGUGAGAUCAGAAUCAGGCCGUUUGCCUGGAAGAAACUAGGUAUGGCUACAUUCUCUCCGAGCUAGUGGUGAGGUUUAGGGUGACCAGAUAACAAGUGUGAAAAAGUGGGACACUUUUUUUUUCAGGGCUGGGGAA
Gopherus evgoodei (Goodes thornscrub tortoise) is the source of this 4525-nucleotide messenger RNA. It is a transcript of the gene ZBTB7C, whose product is annotated as zinc finger and BTB domain containing 7C. The transcript has 2 exons. Gene Ontology annotation, biological process: regulation of transcription by RNA polymerase II. Lineage: Eukaryota; Metazoa; Chordata; Testudines; Testudinidae. The record is from RefSeq and is a predicted model, not a curated record. Bases 11 to 1825 code for a protein of 604 amino acids. Gene Ontology annotation, molecular function: protein binding; DNA-binding transcription factor activity, RNA polymerase II-specific; RNA polymerase II cis-regulatory region sequence-specific DNA binding.